AUGGGCCACCAGCAGCUCUACUUGAGACACCUGAGGAAGUUUGGCCAGAGCUCCUGCUCCUGUCACAUGUGCUCGAACCACCACGGCCCGAUGCACAAGUAUGGGCUCAACAUGUGCCACCAGUGCUUCCGCCAGUAUGGCAAGGACAUUGGAUUCAUCAAGCUGGAUUAA
Lacerta agilis (Sand lizard) is the source of this 171-nucleotide messenger RNA. Its product is annotated as 40S ribosomal protein S29-like. Gene Ontology annotation, cellular component: cytosolic small ribosomal subunit. The coding region runs from base 1 to 171 and encodes 56 amino acids. NCBI's taxonomy places the organism in Eukaryota, Metazoa, Chordata, Lepidosauria, Squamata, Lacertidae. The transcript has a single exon. The record is from RefSeq and is a predicted model, not a curated record. Gene Ontology annotation, molecular function: structural constituent of ribosome; zinc ion binding.